AUGAUGCAUCCCACGAUUCAACAAAUUUUGAGAGUCUGCAAAAAAGCUGUUUUCAUCGAUCGACCUUCAGUCGGCAAAAAGAAAAUGCAUUAGUUAAGGUAUUUCUGAUAGUACCAGAAAGAAAAACUGGCCAGAGGCCGCGGGAAACAAGGAUACACCGAGACACGCACUCUCUCCUUUUUCCACGCUCUCUCACUGACCCGGCCGCGCACGUUUGAAAGUUGUUGACGUUCCACGUGGCCUUUCCACUAGGGUCAUGAGAAAGAAGUCACGUCGUCAGUUCUGACCGCGUCUGUGUGGAAAUCGCCGAACUCCUACUUCCUCCAUUUCUGCUGGUGCUGAACACCAAAUUUGGUCAAUGGAAGCCGUUCCGUGAUGCAAACUUUGACGGGAUCUUUUCAUUAGGUAAUCAGGUUUUUUGUGUUUCUGUCUUGAUACUCUCUCAAAUUCAAAGAGAAAAGAUGCAAGGAAACUUAAUUUUUUUCGGCUGAUUCUUUGCGAAAUCAAAAUGUUUGAAAGGAUUUCAUUGUUUUACGAUGAUCUGUUUUUUCGUUUCAGACUGUAUACUGCGACAAAAAAGGGUCUCGGAAUCGGCCACGGGUAUUCCAAAAAUGAACGCAUCUUUCUUCUCGCCGCCAUCGCUGGAAGAUGUUGCAGCUCUGCUUCAUUCUCUCGUUUGA
Caenorhabditis auriculariae is the source of this 680-nucleotide messenger RNA. Lineage: Eukaryota; Metazoa; Nematoda; Chromadorea; Rhabditida; Rhabditidae. The record is from the annotation of a GenBank genome assembly.